UGCGCCCCCACUCAUAUGUUCACACUGUCUCUAUCCUUAUACAGAGCAUAAGCCUUUCCCUUUGCCCACAAUCUCUGCAUUUUCCAGUCACUAUCGAUCGCUAGUUUCCUUUCAUCCUAAUAUAAUAAAUCUCCGAUCAAUCAUCCUUUUGCUACAAAAUGGUGUUGAGCUGGAACGUUUUUUGUUCACUGGCGGUGUACAUUCUCGCCGUGUGGCCAAUCACCGCGGCGGCGGAAGAUUGAGGCUCCGUCAUAAUGAUAAACAACCUGGCUGACUGUCUAUCUUUCAUCUCCAAUGGCAGUGCGAGGACGGAGCCGCAGGGGACCUGCUGCUCCGGGCUUAAACUUGUGUUGAAAACCAACCGGAGUUGCCUAUGUGAAGGGUUUAAGAGCAGCGAGGAUUUCGGGGUUUCUCUCAACGUCACCAAGGCCAUGACGCUCCCCUCUGCUUGCAACGUUAGUGAUUCAUCUGUUACCAAAUGCGCCUUGUCGCCGUUGUCUUCAAGAAGAGUUCCUGCUAUGGUGGGAAGUCCGACAGGAAGUUCGUCGGUGCCGGUAGCUACUUCUCCAAUUCAAGGAAACUCUGUUUCCUCCAUGGUGGUACCGGCCUUUGUUGUCGCUCUUGCUGUUGCUGCUGCAAUUUUUGCGUUGCUAUUAUGAGUUGGAAAUUGGAUGAACUACUAAUGUGUGCUUUCCUACUAGCUAAGACCAAGUAUGCAAGCGUAAGAAGGAUGUAAUGAAUGGACAGAAUCUCAAAAAUUGGGUUUGAUAAGGGAAAAAAGGGUUUAUCCCUUGAGAAAAGGGUGGAGAGUGUGGAGUGAGGGGAUUAGAAUGGUCAGCCGACCCCCCUAAAUGGUCAUCGAAGCCAUUUAAAAGUUCGAGAAUAAAGCUAUGUUUCGCAAGCAUAAGUCUCUACCUUCUAUCUUUUGUAUUGUUCAAAAAAUCUCUAAAAGUUUCUAAUUAUAUGUUUGGCAUGACAAUUUUUAAGAGCUUUUCAAAAAUUAAAAGAUCGUUUUUGAGAUGUACAGGGAGAUAUAAAGCCCGUGAGUUUUAGUAUUAAUUAGUCCUAACAGUUUGUAUACCAAAUCGAACUAAUUCAAACAGUCAGCUUUUUAUCAAACAGCUACCACCUUUGGAUUUGAUCGAGAAAGCCAAGGUUGAAGCUGAAAAAUUGGCGAUUGAAUUAAAUAUUCAACCCCAAUUUCGCGAAACACGUGUUCGUACAAAAAAAGAGGUUUUUCGAUGAAAAUGCAAUGGCUGAACCCAUAAAAUCAGCAGAAAGUGUAUUCAAGUUAACUUACUUCUUGUUUGUUGUUGAUAAUGCUAUAUCUUCACUUACUACUAGAUUUGAGCAGUUUCAAAAAUACGAGAAUACAUUUGGAUUCUUGUAUGACUUGAGUAAGUUGAAGGGACUUAGCGGUGAGCAAUUGAUGAGUUCUUGUGAAACGCUUGGCAAAUUCUUGAAGCAUGAGGACAGUUGUGAUAUUGAUGCAGUUGAGCUGUUUUCAGAAAUACAGUUGCUUGGAAAAUCUUUACCAGAAUGCACAACAAAAGUGAUUGAAGUGUUGGAGUACAUAAAAGAUAUGCAUAUUUCUUUUCCAAAUGCUUGGAUUGCUUACAGGAUUUUGUUGACUAUCCUGGUGACUUUGGCUAGUGCAGAAAGAAGCUUUUCAAAGCUGAAGCUUAUAAAAAACUAUCUACGAUCAACCAUGUCGGAAGAUAGAUUAAGUGGCUUAGCUAUUUUAUCGAUUGAAAAAAAAAGUAUUAGCUACUCUUGGUUGCAGUGAUGUUAUUACCGAUUUUGCACUUCAAAAGGCAAGAAGAAUAGGCCAAUAGGGUGUUACACGUACAAGUUUGUGAUGUAUUUUGCAAAUGUUUGUACUAUUGCCUUUAAAACUUAUCCUUUUGAAUAUUAAAAAUAUUAUAUCGUA
Cuscuta europaea is the source of this 1930-nucleotide messenger RNA. NCBI's taxonomy places the organism in Eukaryota, Viridiplantae, Streptophyta, Magnoliopsida, Solanales, Convolvulaceae. The record is from the annotation of a GenBank genome assembly.